Messenger RNA from Malus domestica (apple), 3476 nucleotides. RefSeq names its product TMV resistance protein N-like. NCBI's taxonomy places the organism in Eukaryota, Viridiplantae, Streptophyta, Magnoliopsida, Rosales, Rosaceae. Gene Ontology annotation, biological process: signal transduction; defense response. Gene Ontology annotation, molecular function: ADP binding; protein binding. The record is from RefSeq and is a predicted model, not a curated record.
AACAGACAGGCGAUUUCGGUGACUUUUUUGCCGAGCAUGAAGGACGUUUCAAUGACAAUAUCGACAAAGUGCGCGCCUGGAGGGAUGCUCUUCGUCAAUUAGCCAAUCUGUCUGGAUUUGACCUAUACAAGGACGAGGAUGGGUAUGAGGCACAAUUUAUCCAACGAAUUGUUCAAUGGGUUUUGAAUACAUUGCAAACUCUGCCAUCUUAUCUUGAGGACCUAGUGGGAAUUGACUCAAGAGUAGAGGAACUAAAUAGGCUUUUGGACAUCAAAUCUAAUGAUGUUCGCUUCAUAGGGAUAUGCGGAAUUGGUGGAUGGGCAAGACAACUAUCGCCAGAGUGGUUUUUGACAACAUUUCCAAUGAAUUUGAAAUUUUCACCUGGAUUACUUGUGGGCUAAGCGAAACACUGGGUCAUCUGCAAUUGCAAAAGAAACUUCUUUAUGAGGCUUUGGGGCAAGGCAUAGAUGUUCCAAAUGUUAACGAGGGAGCCAUAAUGAUAAAGAACAUUCUAUGUAAGAGAAAGGUUCUUCUCAUUUUAGACGAUGUUUUCGACUUAGACCAACUGAAAUCAUUGGGUGGAAACAAAGAAUGGUUUGGUUUGGGGAGCAGAGUCAUCAUUACAACUAGAAAUGAGAAUUUGCUAAGAGAGCAUGGUGUAGAAAGCAUAUUUGAAGUUAAGGGAUUAAGUGAGGGUGAGUCGCGUCAGCUCUUCAAUAUUCACGCCUUUAAAAGUGAUGAACCCCGAGAAUAUUAUUUGGAUCUGUCUAAACGGGUGGUUCAUUAUGCUGGAGGCGUUCCUUUAGCAAUCAAGGUUUUGGGAUCCUCUCUGUUCCACAGAAGUCCGGGAGAGUGGCGUAAUGCAUUGGAAAAGCUGAAGCAUGUUCCUGAUAAAAAUGUUUCUCAAGCACUUGAAAUAAGUUAUCAUGGACUGGCGGACAAUGAGAAAAGAAUGUUUCUAGAUAUUGCUUGUUUCUUUCAAGGAAUGGACAAGGAACGAGUGGUAGAGAUACUAGAUUGUUUUGGAUUUAAUCCGAAGGAUGGGAUGGAAGCUCUCUUUGAGAAAUCUCUCAUAACUAUUUCAAAUAACAAAGUGUUGAUGCAUGGGUUGAUACAAGAAUUGGGACGACAAUUGGUACGCAGAGAUGCUGUUGAGGAUCCUGGAGAGCAAAGCAGGUUGUGGCUUCAUGAUGAUGUCAUUCAUGUAUUGAGGAAUAAUACGGGUACAAAUGCAGUUGAAGGUAUAGCCUUAGACUUCCCUAAAUUGAAAGAGGCAUGUUGGGACUUGGAGGCCUUCUCGACGAUGCAUAAUCUCAGAUUUCUCCAAAUUCAUAAUCUGCGAAUGACCCAAGGCCCAAAAAAACUUUCUAAUGCCUUAAAGUUUCUUGAAUGGAGUGGGUAUCCUUCAAAAUUUCUCCCACGAGAAUUUGAACUUGAGCAACUUUGUGAAGUUAACUUGUCCCAUAGCAGCAUUGGACAACUUUGGAAUAGAACAAAGUGCUUAGGCAAUCUGAAAUUCGUUAAUGUUAGCUACUCCCAGAACCUGACCAGGACCCCGGACUUUACUGUUACUCCAAAUCUUCAUAGAUUAAUUCUUGAAGGCUGUACAAACUUGGUGAUGAUCGACCCAUCCAUUGCUGAGCUCAAAAGGCUUAUUUUCUUAAAUCUUAAGGACUGCAGAAGUCUUAAACGCCUUCCCAAAUGUUUUGAAAUGGAAAGUCUUCAAAUUCUUAUUCUUUCUGGUUGUUCAAAAAUUAAUAAAGUUCCAGAAUUUGUGAGACCUAUGGAAAACUUGUUGGAACUUUAUUUAGAUAAGACUGCUGUAGAAGAAUUACCUUCUUCGAUCGAAUGUCUGACUGGCCUUACUUUAUUAAACCUGAGAGAUUGCAGAAAUCUCAGUUCCCUUGCAAGCAGUACUUGCCAGUUGCGUUCCCUCAAAAGUCUCAAUCUCAGUGGAUGCUCAAAGCUUGAAGAACUGCCAAAAAACUUGGGAAAUAUGGUUUGUUUGAAGGAGCUUGAUGUGGGCGGUACCUCUAUUAAUGAUCUACCAUCCUCCAUUUCCCGCCUGGAAAAUCUUGAAUUGUUAUCCAUUUGUGGUUGCAAAUCGAUGCGAAGAAAGAAGACAAGUCUACUGAGUUUGCUGUUGCCGACCACAGAUUCUGGUUUGCUUUCUUUGACAGUGCUGAAUCUCAGUGACUGUAAUCUUGAGGAGGUAACAAUCCUGGAAAAUCUUGGCUGCUUGUCCUCAAUAGUAUCGCUUAAUCUAAGUAAAAACAGUUUUGUUAGUCUUCCCAAGAGCAUCACAGAGCUGUCUAAGCUUCAGAUUUUGAAUUUGGGUGGUUGUAAGUGUCUUAAAAAAUUGCCGGACCUUUCAGCAGAAUUGAACUUGAGUGUUGAGGGAAAAGGCAGUUUUUCACGGGAAAGGCUGUCAUCAUGUUUCAGUUUUAUUAAUUGCUUUGAAGUGGUUGACGACCAAGGCUGCAACAAUGUAGCAUUUGCAGCGUUAAGGAGAUUCCUUGAGGGAAUCCCUUACGUAGGGAAUAAUUUUGAAGCUAUAUAUCCUGGCAGUGAAAUUUCUGAGUGGUUUGGUUAUCGAAGUGAGAGGCCUGUGGUAAGCGUGGAGCUCCCUCAACACUGGUAUAAGAACGAGUGGAUGGGAUAUGCAUUGUGUGCUGUUUUCACUCUCCGUCGACGACUCCCACCUAAUCUGCUUGGUAAAUGGAACUACGGAACCCAUACCACUGCACAUGGUCUUCGUUGCGAAGUUAAGCCUGGGAAUUUGGGUGUAGGUGGCUGGUGUCCUUCCUUCGCCUGCAGCGAAGAAUUAGGGCAAAUUGAGAAAGAGCACAUUUGGCUAUCCUUUGUAUCUGGUGAAUACUUUGGUACAACAUGGCAAGACAGUUGUCAUCACCUUGAGUUUACAUUUAAACCUUAGGCUCUGGUUUGGAGGUGAAGAGGUGCGGAGUCCGUCUCAUCUACGAGAGUGAUUUGGUUGGAUUAAAGCAACCUUCAUCUAGAGGAAACAAGCAAAACAAGCAACUCCAGUGAGUACGAUGCAGUCUCAAAGAACAUCUGUUUAUUCAAGGAAGCUGGAAACCGGUUAUGAGAUGAGGUACUUUCUUUACCUGGUAAAUGAACUCCGCCGUGUAAGUUUAUCUUACAUUGCCGGUCCCAAGCCCGGAUAAAGGAGGAGGGGGAGGACGUCAGGUAGUCGACAGCCGGCACUCCAUGAUUACGUCGAAUCCUUAUAUUAUCUUGAUCGACGUCAUGCACAAUUUUAUUAUAGUUUCUUUUUUCUGAGUGAAAUGCUUGAAAGGCGUUAUGGUAAUUAACAAUGCAUCCGUGAGAAUCAGAUUCAACUGUAUUUGAUUAACGAGUGUAAAAUGCAUUGGAAUGAUCUGUCUGUACUUCUUGCUUAGACCUUAUGCAUCCGAAUUCAGUCCUCAAUGAUAUCCAAAUUGAUAAAUUGCCCAUCA